AUGACCCGUCUGCCUGACCUGGUAAGAGAUUCGAGGCUUGAAACUCACUUCCUCCCCGAUUGCAGUGUGGAGACAGUUCACACUUACCAUGAGUCCGAUCCGACAUCUGGUCGUCGAGUGGUCGCAAGAUCCGAGCACUGGAAGCGACAAAGGAGAAUCGGUGGGGGUGGCUACUCGACUGUUUGGUUGGAGGAAUGCGCCCAGGGCUCUCGCUGUGACAUUCAAGUUCGAGCAGUCAAGCAAAUCGAGACAGGUGGUCGGUUUCACCGAAUCGACUUCAAUCGCGAGCUCGAGACGAUUGCCAAGUUUUCUCAUUCGAGGUAUGAACGAUGCUUUGUUCAAUCCUUUGGUUGGUACCGCAGCCCCGAACAUCUUUGGAUUGCGAUGGAGUAUCUCGAACUAGGGGACAUGCUCGACUAUCUGGAUGAGAGGCCGGCUUUGCCAGAAAGUCAAGCCCAGGAAAUUACUUUUCAAAUCUUGGAGGGCCUGAAAAUGAUGCACGAGAAUGAUUUUACGCACAGAGACCUGAAGCCUAAGGCAAGCAACCACAUUUUUCUAACAUGGUAG
This is a messenger RNA of Penicillium cosmopolitanum, 567 nucleotides long. RefSeq lists its product as uncharacterized. NCBI's taxonomy places the organism in Eukaryota, Fungi, Ascomycota, Eurotiomycetes, Eurotiales, Aspergillaceae. Gene Ontology annotation, biological process: protein phosphorylation. Bases 1 to 567 code for a protein of 188 amino acids. The transcript is spliced from 2 exons. Gene Ontology annotation, cellular component: cytoplasm. Gene Ontology annotation, molecular function: protein serine/threonine kinase activity; ATP binding. The record is from RefSeq and is a predicted model, not a curated record.